This is a messenger RNA of Felis catus (domestic cat), 1478 nucleotides long. Its product is annotated as leucine-rich repeat extensin-like protein 3. The transcript is spliced from 3 exons. The record is from RefSeq and is a predicted model, not a curated record. The coding region runs from base 1 to 741 and encodes 246 amino acids. NCBI's taxonomy places the organism in Eukaryota, Metazoa, Chordata, Mammalia, Carnivora, Felidae.
AUGGAGCGGAAACUGGCUUUAGGUCUUCAUCAGUCAAUCCAAACAAGAGGUGCAGGGAGGAAUGAAAGAGAGGUGGGCAGCACUCGGACGCCCAGACAGAGGGAACCGCCCCGGGAUGAGGUUAGGGUCCCGGGGCCAAAGAAUAGGAGCCCCGGGAGGCGGGCGGGGUGCAGUCGGAAGCGGGCUGACUCCUGCCCCCGCCGCCGGCUGCUUCUGCUGAGGAGGGUUGGGGGGGAGAGCGGGUGGGUCCCCCCGCGCGACGGCCCCCGCAGGGCUCAAGGCUGCUCCGUCUCCCCCCCUCCCCCCCACCCGGCUUCCCGUCCCCGCGGCCGCUUUCUCCUCAGUCGCUGCCGGCCGCUUUCUCCUCAGCCGCCGCCUCCUCCUCAGCCGCCGGUGCCGCCGCGGCCGGACUCACCUCCCCUAGCAAAGCCGGAUAGAGCGGAGCCAGCGGCGGACACGCGCAACCAGCCACCGAGGCCCCGCCCCCGCCUCACACUGACCGGCUGCCCUAGCCAAUCCACGCCCACCUGUCUGCGUCUGCCUCCAAUCCUGGGCCCGGAGCUUCAGACAGGCGCACUGUUCGGCCAGUGGCAACAAGGAGCAGGAAGCUGCGUGCUAAUCCCGCCCGCAAAAGCUGGAAGAGAGGGUGGAAUAAAAGAACCAAUCAUGAGCCGGGGACCAAGAACAGAACAACCAAUCCUUGGCUUGAAGAUGAAGUGGGAAGGGACCGGGGCCAGAUAGACACUAGAUUUGACAAAUGGAAAAAACGAUUGAUCUCGGUCCCACCCUUCAGAUCUCCUAUAGGUCAGGAUUGUGGAGAAUUCACUGUCGUAUCAGCGGCGACCUCUUUGGGGGCGGGGCCAAAUAAAGGGGGUGUGGUCUAAAGAAAGGGGGCGGGACUGAGAUGAAGAAGGCGGAGUCCCAAUCAUAGAUGGUCCUUUGAUACGAGCCAUAUCCUAUCCCUUUUUAAGUCAUCAAGUGUGGAGAAGAAAUAGGGGGAGCAAAAAGGGAUGUCGAACUAACAAAACUCAAGGUCCAAGGUUACUCAACAAGACAGUCACAGAAGAAACUCAGUAGACUGAUGGUUCAUAGCCUAUGGCUGGUCCUCCAUGGUUGAUUCUGAUCUUGGCAAAAAGAGGUGCUGUCUCCAGCGUUCACAACUCCACUCUCCAUGGAUAAUAAGGCUCUCCUUAAAUUAAAUACAAAUUAAAUACAAGAUAUAAAUUAAAGCAACAAGAGUAAUAAACUCAACAACAAAGAUCGUAAUUUUCUCCUGUAUUUUCUAAGUUUUAGAAAAUUGAAAUCUUACUAAAAUAACCUUUCGCUAUCACAUAACCUCACUUAUUUGAAUUUACUUUUCUUUUAAAAUAUGAAAUAAUAAGCUUACAGAACCUUGCCUUUAUGAAAUCUUCACUCAGAACCCUGGAGAUCAUCUUUGAUUUCUCUUUGCCUGCCCCACUCCUUCCCUUCUAAUCAAU